CUAUACUCUUCUUCACUGAUUAGAGGGAGGGGGCUGUCUUAGCCUGACUGUACCUUCUGCAAUAUUGUGUGAAUAUGACAGGCUUGUUUGUAGAGGUGUUACUGUGAGUGUCUGUGAUGGCACAGCCUCAUCCCUGCCCAUGGCUUCACCUGUGUUAGCCAGGUUCAGGUGGGGAAGUCCUGGGGUUAAGAUUCCACAGAUUGAUUAACCCUCCUCCUGCAAUGAACUGUCAGUAUAACUACAUUGUCUCAGACAGCUUCUGUAGCUACUUAUUUACAACUAAGUGGCAGAAUGAGUACCAUCCCUUGGCAAUUGCCUGUAUCAUACCUGACUCACUAACCCUUCCUGUUCAGGACUGUCUUUUAUGAGCUACUUUAUUAACAGUCAGCUUUUGGAUCACAGUGAAGGAAUUUGUAUUGUGGACAAACAAUUUUUUUUAACUCUUCUAAACUUUGUGUGAUUUCACUGUUAUCUUCUUGCCAUUGAAAUACUUUGCAUGGAAUACUUGUGGUUACACUGGAGGGGUUGCAGGAAUUUACAGCACCAGUAAUUUCAGCACUUGAUUGAGUACUAACUUUGUGAGAGGAGAUCUCCAUGAGUUAGCUGCUGUGGGAAGAAUGAUUGGGUGUGAAGUAAAGACACGGCUCCUGACAGUGGUUAUCCUGGGCGUGGUCUGGGGGACCAGCUACCUGGGCAAGGCAGAUAUACUAGACAAUCGCUCAGGCCCUGAGGAUUACAGAAAGUUCACAUAUGAUGAUUUGCUACAGACCCAGGUUUCAGUAUUCAGUCAUCCUGACAUCUUGGACAACGCACAAUUAACCAUAGAUAUGCCCAGAAACCAGUUGUUAGUAGGGGCCAGGGAAUGUCUAUUCCGGCUCUCGCUGGAAGACUUGUCAGAACUAGAAAUGGCUGACUGGAAGUCAAACAACAUGACCAAACUUAUUUGUAGAGCUAAAGGGCAGCCAGAGAACCUUUGUCAUAACUUUGUCCGUGUUUUAAUCGUGUAUGAUGGAGAAGUGUUCACUUGUGGAACGAAUGCCUUCUCUCCGGAAUGUUCAUGGAGAAAAGCUGAGAACCUUAACACUGUUAAAAAGUGGAUCCCUGGGCUGGCUAAGUGUCCCUACGACCCUGAUGACAGUGCCACUGCCCUGAUGACCCGGGAAGGGGACUUCUACAGUGCCACUGUCAUGGACAUCACAGCACGUGACCCCGCUAUCUACAGGAUCAUGGGACCAUCCCGUCAUCUCCGCACAGUCAGAAACUCCAAAUGGCUCAAUGAACCCGAGUUCGUAUCCGCUUAUGAAAUUGAUGACUUUGUAUACUUUUUCUUCAAGGAGGCAGCUAUAGAAUACAUCAAUUGCGGAAAGAAAGUGUUUUCUCGGGUGGCCCGUCUGUGCAAGACUGAUAAUGGUGGCCAGUUCUUGUUUGAGGACAACUGGACGACCUUCCUGAAGGCAAGGUUAAACUGUUCAAUCCCUGGAGAAUACCCCUUCUACUUUGAUGAGAUUCAGAGCACUUUUUACAUGCCAGAAGAAGAUCUUUUCUAUGCGGUGUUCACAACCCCAAGUAACAGUGUCCCUGGUUCUGCCGUUUGCGCUUACAACAUGACGUCACUACACCUCUCUUUUACUGGCCCUUAUAAACACCAGGAGAAUGCCAAGUCAGCUUGGGAAGCUCACACUAACCCCAAACCCAUGAAAACUUGUACCUCAAAGAGUGAAACCAGGAAGCGAUCUCACCAGAAUGCCAACAAUGAAGUACAUGCCAUGAAAUAUCAGCUCAUGGACAGAGCCAUUCAGCCUCUGGAAGUCAACCCUUUGCUAGUGGGCUUCAAUGAGAGGUGGGACCAGAUUGUGGUUGACCACGUCCAGGGUAAGCAUCACCAGACAUUUGCUGUGGUCUUCGUGUCCGCUUGGAACGGGAAGGUCCAGAAGAUGGUUCAACUACCAGGAACCAACACAACAUGUCUGAUUGAAGAGAUGACCAUCAUUCCAUCUGAUUCCAAGGAGAAAAUGAAAUCAAUACAGAUCUUAAAAGAUAAGUCUGUCCUGUUUGUCAGUACCACACAAAAGGUGCUCAGGGUACCCGUCCAUCGCUGUGAACGGUUCAAAACCAGAGAUCUGUGUAUCCAGGCCAUGGAUCCUUACUGUGGCUGGGACAGUUUCUACAAGGCCUGCACCACUGCCCCUGGGGGUAACCCACAUGUCCACUACUGGCAUCAACAUAUCAAUAGCUGCCCAAUAUUAGAACACCCAGUGGACGGUGGUUGGAGUAGAUGGACAGACUGGGCUCGUUGUCAGCAGGUUGGCCACUCCAAGCCAGGUGAGCAGUGCUGGUGUAGAACCAGGGCCUGUGAUAACCCAAAGCCCUUUUUUGGUGGGAGGUCAUGUGUGGGUUCAAGUGUGCAGGUGACAAACUGUACAGUGAAUGGAGAAUGGACGUCCUGGUCCCAUUGGUCCAGCUGCUCCCGGACUUGUGGUACAGCCAUCCAGUCUCGUCAGCGCUGGUGUGGUAACCCGCCCCCAGCCCAUGGGGGCAGGAUCUGUGUGGGGCCAGAGAGGGACGAGAUCUACUGUGUGGGAAACUCACCCUGCCCAGAAGAACCUGUUCACGGUAACUGGUCUAGUUGGUCAGCCUGGAGUCAGUGCACGGCCAGGUGUAAUGGAGGCAUUCAGACACGCAGGCGCAUCUGCGACAGGACACGACGCGGGGGAAAGACGCAGCAGUGUGUGGGCAACCAGAAGGAGUGGCGUAUGUGUAACCCUCACAGCUGCGAUGUUCUAAAGAAGACAACUCACUGGAGUCCCUGGGUACAAACCAACAAGACCAAGGGAGGCUUCUUCGAACAGCGUUUCCGCUUUGUGUGUCGAGCCAGCGUUCCCAAGCCAGACAUGAUGAAAUCUAGUUUCAUGAAAACGGACGUUCGUUUUUGUUUUGACGACGGCAGUGGCUGCCAUGAUUCAGAUCUUCCAUUGGUGGAUAAUGUUGAUGGCAGCUGGUCUGAUUGGUCAGAUUGGAACGAUUGUGACCAGCCAUGUGAUGGAGGCUUACAAUGGCGACGCAGACAAUGUGACAACCCAACAGCGAGCGGGGACGGGCAGGAAUGUCAGGGUCAUGCUGUGGAGGCUAGACACUGCAACCAACACUCUUGUCAAGGGAUAUGGUCCUGCUGGUCAGAGUUGUCUUCCUGCUCGGUGUCAUGUGGUCAGGGAGUUCAGAAACGUACCCGCCUCUGCCAGUCCUCUCAUUCGCAAUCUAACUUUUCCAAAGGGUGUCCGGGUCAAAGCCAGGAGACGGUCGUCUGUGAGAAUCCUAACUGCCCAGUGGCAGACGCACCCAUACAUGGAGCUGGAGAAUGGAGUCAUUGGUCGCCAUGCACGAGAGAUCAUGUUCAGUAUCGCCAUAGAUACAAGCCAUGUCACCCCCAUGAUGCUGGAAAUGGCACACCCCACUCUACCACCCCCAGAUCACAUAAUGGGGAACACUGCAUGGAAGAGGAAGUGGUCAAACAACAAUGUAUACAUGUGGACCCCGAUUUGGGUAUUGGAGUUCUGGCAAGUGUUCGCGAGAAGGCAAAUGUGACUAGCUUUGAGGCGGUCCAUCUCAUUGCCGUGGGAAUGAUCUCUUUUGUGAUUGGUGGAGUGGUAUCUGUGGGCGUGGUUCUGUAUGUUCAGCGACAGGGAAAAGCUCAAAAGAAAAACAAUCUUGAUCUGAAGAACAACAGGUAUGACCAUCGCAAGAACUCAUUGUACCCGAUGCCAUCUGAGCCGAGUUUGAACUUCCUCAACAUCAAUCUGAACAACCGCUUCUACAGCUGUAACUCACUCAACAAGGACAAGAUGACUGUCAAGGAGGCAACACUCAAGCGUAACUCCAUGAAGAGAAACUCAGACAAGAAAAACUCACCAAUGAGAACAAACUUGGCCAUAAAUGAUUUGUAAUCUGUGAAUGUAAAUCCAUGAAUACAUUUUUGGGUGAAAAAAUUUGAAAAAAACUUGGCCAUAAAAAUUAUUAAUCUGUGAGAGUAAAUUCCUGGAAAAACUUUUGGGUGAAAGCUCUUUGUAACAGCAAACUUGGCUACAAACAAACUUAAAUAUGAGAAAACUUUUAGGUGAAAUGAAAAAAUUUGCUGUGAACAAUUUGUAAUCUGUGAAAAUAAAUGAAUUUACUUUUUAGAGAACUCUUGAGUAAUAGCAGAUUUUUUCAUAAAAAUUUGUACUCUGUGAAAAUAAAUCCAUGGACAAAUUUUUGGAGGGAAAACUCUUUUGUCUGUAAAUGAUUAAUAAUCUGAAAAAGCAAGAUUCUUUGAUAGUCUUUGAUCAAGACCAAACUUAGCUAGAAAUAAUUCUAAUGGGUGAAGGCAAAUAGACUUCUUAGUGGAAGCUCUCUGGGUAAGAACUCGCUCAUUGACUCCUGAUUUAUCAUCACUGGAUAUAAUUUGAUGAAGAAAAACCCAAUGAGUAAAACCUAUGUGCAGAGAGCUAGUUUGAUGAGGAUUAUUUGAAUCGUACACCUUAAGAUGUGACUAUAUCAAGCAGCACAUGUAAUAAUUCCAAUCUUCAAACACAUCCAAUAAAGAUUUGACCAUUUUAUUGAGACCAUGCUAUUUAUUUCCAUGCAAUGGUACUAUUUGAGCACUGACUUAGUAUUUGACAAAAAUUAUCUAAGGUUGUACAUCAGUCACCAUAAAUGGAAUUUAUAUCUUAAAGUCUUUAUGUAUAAGUUUUCAGCAUGGCUGCUCUUUGUCAAGAAUGGCUCUUCAUUGUUUGUUAACACAUUUCUGAACAAUUUCUCAACAUUACUAUAUGUGACUUGUCCUGGACUGCUCUAAAACUAAAACAGAGUCUCUAGAAUUUGUAAAUAGAUUCAGGUGUAGUCUGUUGGCAAAAUUAAGAUAUCACUUGUCAAGAUUAAUGCUUUUCUAGCUUGUGCAGAGCUUUUCUUGUUUUAGGCAUACUAUUUUCUGCUUGCUAUUUUUGGAGUAAAUUUUGGGGAAUGGCAUUUACCAUGAACAUAGUCAUGAUAUAUAAUGCAAUCUCUGGCUUUUGGUGCCUUUGUGUAAAUGUGGUUAAAACUUCAUGGUGCUGACUUUUAAUUAAAUAUGUAAUCAUUACAUGGUGAAACUCCAGGUUGUUUAACAAAGGUAACAAUACACUUAAUGCAUGUUAUUGCUGUGGCCACAGGAAGUUACUGUCAUAAUCUCCAGUGCUAACAUUGAGAUUUGUGUCACUACAGAUUCUAACAGUUAAGGUGCUACAUAUUACAUUUCGUUAUAUACGUUUUGAAAACAAUGGUUGUGGCAAGAAACACCUAUUUUAAUACCUCACUGGCAAUAUACAAGAAGAUCCUUCCUGUGCAACUAGAUGGUGUAUUAUAGUCAUUGGUUCAUCAGAGUGUUACAACCUUUUCCACAAUGAAGCAUGACAUAUGGAACUGUCUUUUGUUCAUGUAGACGUCUAUGCCUAACCGUUUCACAUUAUGAAAAUGAUAUCUGGGAUAUCAAUGUAUUAUACAUAUUUAUUUGGAUUUAGACAUUUUUUGUAUAAACUCGUAGUUCUUUAUUUAUAAACUAAGGCUGAUUAAAGAGGUGCAGAACCAACACCGAUUGGCUGAGCGCUAAGAUAGAAUUUUGUUGGUCAAAGUCUGUAACUUUGGCCACACUUAAAUAAAUGUACAGUACCCAAAAUUCAACUUGAUCAGAACUUGCCUGUCUCUCACACCAGCCAAUCAUUGACAGUUCUGUACUACUUUAAGAUAAGUCUUGAGUUUUCUGUAAAUAUCUCAUUCAGAACAGUUCUACAGAAACAAUUUUGUAGAAUAACUGUCACAUUACAACAUUUGGAAAUGGAAAGAAACUUGAGAAACUAAAAUGAAUGUGACUGUUUGUUUUUUUUAUUAUUGCUUUAUUCACCAAAACCCCGGUAAAAAUCCUAAACAAUGUAUUACAUGUAUGCCGAAGUCCCCAAGCAGUGUGCAUUGUGUAAGUACAUGUACAGCACAAAAAAACAAUCCAGUUUUAUUUUGUCUAAGAAUUGUUGUGCAGUGGACUUGAUAAAGCAUUCAGUAAAUCAGCUUCUGCAUUGACAAAGUUUUCUGACAUGAAAACGCCAGAGGUUUUAUUUGUGUUUUAUGUUUAUUUUUAGUUAUGUUCAAUUGUCUUUUUGUGUACAUAAAAACUAGGGAAUGAAAUAAGCAGUUCCAUUUCUUCAGAAACACGCCUUACCAUAGAUUACUUACUUUUAUAACUAAUUGCAGCAUUUAUGUAUGUGUUGUACAGAAAAUACAAAUGUUGCAGUGUUAGAUACUGUUUCUUUUUUCCAGAGUUUUCAUUUGGAUAUUCCAUGCUAUAGAUCAUCAGAUCCAUUUCAUAUAUUUAAAUGCAGUCAUUUUUUGUUAAUAUACAGUCACAAAUGAGAGUCCGCUGUGUGUGGGGAGGUCUGUCAGCAACCUGCGAAUGGUCGUGGAUUUCCUCCCACCAUAAUGCUGAUCGCUGUCAUAUAAGCGAAAUAUUCUUGAGUACGGCAUAAAACACCAAUCAAAUAAAUAAAUAAAUCAACGGGAAUCAAAGAAAUUUUUUGUCCAAGCAGUCUGUGUUUUAACUUUGUCAAAUGAUUAAUCUACUCGCACAAGGCUUGUAAACGCCUAUUUAAGCCUUCAGUAAUUGUUGCUAUUUGGCCAUUGAUCUUAUUCUAUACAUCUCGACAUUUCCAAGUCUACAUAUGUUACAUACAUUGUAAAUGGAUCUUGGUUAGAUUUGUUUUAUCAGUUAAUGGCGUACUCCUGUCAAAUGUUCAUUCCACCAAUUGUAUUUGUAAAGAAAAAAAACCUUCAUAAAGUUGUUGCUAAUGUCGCUGGGCAUCUGUUUUUAUGAAAUUCUAGUCAUAUUUGUUUCCGUGUUAACCUGCGACGUGUAGCCACCGUAAGGGGUGCUAGUUUACACCUGUUGUAUGAAUGCAUGUUGUAAUCCUGUCACAUUUCUAGUCUGCUUUAAUACACACAAAUGUAAUGUUUGUUUAAUAGGCCCUUGUUACCAAUACUGUAAUUGUACGGAUAUUUGUUAACUUUGGUUUUAUAUUCUAGUCAUUUUCUUGUGCACAGUACAUUUACAUGUAUGAGCAUGAUGAGGCCAUUGUAAACCCUGUUAGUUUACUGGCACAGUAUGUACAACUUUCAUGUAGGCCUUCCUGUACGUUGGUUGUUUGGACAUCUGACUAAGGUGUUUUAAAAGUUGGUCAGUUUGUAAUCUACAUGUGAUGUGUUUUGGACACUGUAUAAUUAUGAAUAGUCUACAUGUUGACUGUAUUAAACGGUUGCUAUUGAACCAAAGAUCCUCUUCCUAUAACAGCUCCACAUUAGUAUCACCAUACACUUCAUGUCACAAUAUUUUCCUGGAUUUAUUGUAUAGUUUCUGAGCUUUAUUUUCUUAAUUAAGUUAUUGCACUCAGCAAAUCGGUGCCAUUGUUUGUUCACAGUUUUUGUUUGAUUUUUGUCUGUACAUUGGAAUUCAGUAUCACCAAGAUAGUACAAUGUGUGUUCAGA
Molecule: messenger RNA, 7539 nt
Organism: Liolophura sinensis
Lineage: Eukaryota; Metazoa; Mollusca; Polyplacophora; Chitonida; Chitonidae
Product: semaphorin-5A-like
Exons: 22
Coding region: 618-3941 (1107 amino acids)
Biological process (GO): semaphorin-plexin signaling pathway; axon guidance; positive regulation of cell migration
Cellular component (GO): plasma membrane
Molecular function (GO): chemorepellent activity; semaphorin receptor binding
Source: RefSeq, a predicted model, not a curated record